Molecule: messenger RNA, 2475 nt
Organism: Anopheles maculipalpis
Lineage: Eukaryota; Metazoa; Arthropoda; Insecta; Diptera; Culicidae
Product: mutS protein homolog 5-like
Exons: 2
Coding region: 1-2415 (804 amino acids)
Biological process (GO): chiasma assembly; mismatch repair
Cellular component (GO): nucleus
Molecular function (GO): ATP-dependent DNA damage sensor activity; mismatched DNA binding; ATP binding
Source: RefSeq, a predicted model, not a curated record
AUGGAAUCUGGCAAUGCACCAUGUGAUUUUCCAGCUGCUAAUCAGGCAGGGAAAAUCAUCUCUAUAUGCUGGAAUGCUGGGGCACUAGCCGCAUCAUAUUACGACAUAGAUCAGCUAGAGCUGUACGCAAUUCAGCAGGCAAUCGAACCACGGCCACAGUAUGUGCUGCUUCGAGAGCUUGUCCGUCGUUACAAUCCACUAUUCUACGUCAUCUCUGGUCCAACAUGUUUUUUAGACGAUUGCCGUGAAAUAUUGAGCAUUCCUAAUGGACUUGCGCACCAUUCCGAUGCGUCUGACUCUGCCGCACAAAAUACAGCAAACACUACGCAGUUCACCAACGUGAAGAUUGUUGAGUAUUCGGCACAAACCCAAACAGCUGCCAGGGCGCGGUUGCUAUCGCUUAAACUUCCCGGAAUGCCACCAGAAUCGGAUGAGCACGAGUGUCGCACAUUCCUCGAAAGUAUACUUCCCUUCGAGCAAGAUCUGCUAGUGCAUGGCGUCGGUAAUUUGCUGUUGCUUCUAGAUACCGUGGGCGACUCAGUGUCCCCAACGCAGCUAGUGACAAAGAUCAAUCUUAUCACGCCCAGCACACAGCUCAUCAUCGACGGGCUAACUUACGAAGCGUUGCAGAUUUUCGACACUAGUCGCCAUCCGUCUGGGUUCAAGUGUGGAACGGAUUCACGUGGCUUAUCCGUGUUCAGCUUGUUCAACAAGUGUUCGUCGAAAAAUGGGGAAGAAUGGCUCAGCCGGCUAAUGACGCAACCGAUACGAGAUCGGAUGGAGCUGCAACGUCGUCACAAUACUGUACAAUGGUUGCUAGAGAAUGUUCGCUAUGCGAACCAGUUUGACCAGUGUUUAAAGCAUCUAUCCAACGUAGGUCUACUCUAUCGGAAGAUCCUGCAAGGUACCGCUCGCAAUACCGAUUGGAAGAUGCUGAAGAAAAAUCUCUACUACAUGUUCACGCUGUGCAAGCUAUGCGGUUUAACACUGAAGGACACAAACACACGAGGUACGAUCGUCCAGGAACUUGGACAGUACACAUGCAAUCCGAGCAAUGCGCUCAAACACGUUCUUUACACGAUCGAUAAGUGUUUGGAUCUGGAAAAGGGUGACGAGGAGAACAAGGUAACCAUUCGUGCCGGACUCGAUCCUGCCGUCGAUCGAUUGCGCGAACAGUACGAUGGGUUGCGACAAAUCGUGAUGGAAUCGUCCCGACUAGGGCUGGAAACUAUGCAGCUCGAUAUGGCCAACAUCUGCGUUACGUAUCUGCCAUCGUUCGGGUUCGUGAUCAGUACGCAGAUCGAUGAACAGUUGGAGCGAUCCGGAAUAUUUAACAAUUCCUCGUUCGAUUUGGUGUUCCAGGCGGAGAAUACGGCCUACUUUCAGAUUAGACUGUGCAAAGAGUUGAACGACGAGUUUGGACAGAUGAUGGCAUCGCUGAUCGAACAAGAGCUUGUAGUUCAGACGCGUCUCACUACCUUCGUGGGCACCAAGUUCCCGGAAGUGAUGGGCAUCUUUAAGCAGGCGGGAAAAUUGGAUGCUCUGCUGUCGUUUGCCACCGUGGCAAAGAUGCAUCGCUACGUGCGUCCAAUCAUUUGCGACGAAAAGGUGUUGCAAAUUCAAGCAGGACGCCAUGUAGUGCUCGAUCACCGACGAUCCUACCGACCGAACGAUACCGAUGUGAAUGAGACGAACAGGCACCUUAUAAACGUGAUUGCUGCCGAUACAUCCGUCGGGAAAACGACCUACCUGAAGGAGUUGGCCACCAUCUGUUAUCUGGCCCAUGUCGGUUCGUUCGUGCCGGCUACGUACGCUAAAAUUCCCAUCCUCGAUUCGAUCUACACCCGGCUCGAUCAUCCGGAAUCGAUAUUCAGUGGACGUUCGUCCUUCAUGUCGGAACUGUAUCAGAUGUCUAGUUUGCUGCAAAAUUCUACCGCCAAAUCGCUGGUUUUAAUUGAUGAGUUUGGCAAGGGCACAAACUAUCUCGAAGGGAAGUCACUGCUCAUUGGCUCGAUCGAACAUUUGCUCAAACGUGGCGCUAGUGCGCCGAUUACCUUUGUUACAACGAAGUUUACCGGAAUUGAACAAUUUUUACCGAUUGAACACCGGUACCUCCUGGUGAAGGUACACCAUGAAGCUCGAGACCAUUCCCGUAACGGCACCAGCAGUGACACGUUGGACGUGACCUCGAUCGACCCUAGCGAUCCAAAUGAACAACUGAAAACCACGUACCAGCUGGCAUCACGUGCCAUUGCCUUUGCCAUCAUGAAAUAUCAUCAAACGGGUGGCGAAGCACCGGCCACGGAAUACAUCCGGCUGCUGAUGGAAUCCACCCCAAUCACGCGGGUACCGGAACGGUGUCUAGAAAUUUCGCAUCCCCGUCACGAGUGGGACACGCCGGCACGGCAUCGAUGACGUUACCGGUGAAGCCUAAUGGAAAUCUUAACGAAAAACGGAACAUUUAAAUUUUUUAGC